Messenger RNA from Folsomia candida, 1082 nucleotides. RefSeq lists its product as uncharacterized. The record is from RefSeq and is a predicted model, not a curated record. NCBI's taxonomy places the organism in Eukaryota, Metazoa, Arthropoda, Collembola, Entomobryomorpha, Isotomidae. The transcript is spliced from 4 exons. The coding region runs from base 178 to 876 and encodes 232 amino acids.
AGUGUUGCUAGUUACGUCAGUCCUGCAACGCAUUUGCAGAUAAAACUGGUCUCAGUUUGGCACCACAUCCAAAAAUUAAUUAUUAAUUUUUUUAUGUAAAGAAAAUUUCAUUUCAUUUAAUACAUAUCUGUGAAACAUCUCGAUUUGUUCCAACUAAAUAAACUUUUCAGUUUACCAAUGGCAUCCCCAACAUCUAAUGGAAUCCUUAAAAAUAUUAUUGACGAUAACUUAGACAUCCUAAUAAAUUCGUUGAAUAUGAGUCUGUCUUUGUUAAACUGUCUCGAACGGAAGAAAAUUAUCGACGAUGAAACCAUGGAGUUGCUGGGCAAGACGAACGGAAAAGAGAAUAAGGCCGACAAAUUGCUCAAAAAUCUACGAGAUUACAGGACCGAUGAUGACAUUCCUGUAAUUAUGCAUGCUCUCGAUGUUAGCUGCAAUAGUAAAGUUCUUCAAAUAUUUAAGCAACGCAUGGCAGAAUUUAAGAAUAAAACCGACCCUUUAAGAAAUCCUGGAAGCCCGCCAUGCCUCGAAUCUACAAAAGCACGAGACGUUUCUUCGUUUACCCCAGAGACAGUGAAGAUUCAUGAUAUUGUCAUCCGUAUACAAGAUGAUGGUAUGAUCAUCAGUGACCCAACUCUAUUAGGAAACAUUUUCCUAAUACCACCAAAUAAGCUUGACCAAUGGUCUAAACCGCUCAAGAUGGGCGUCACCACAUAUUACGCAUUUCUCUCAAAUACUCUAACCUACUGGGUGGCAGCUAAUGGGAGAAAGACAAUUGGCGAUUUGAGAAAAAUCCUUGAAAGUGUAGAUUACCAGAGCGCAUCAGAUUCUCUAGCAAGCUGGAGUUUUAAUGCGGAUAUUGUCCAAUCUUCAUAAAAAACAAACAUUUCUCUACACCAAACCCAGAUUUAAGACUGGAUAACCCGGCGUUUGCGGGGGCCCCGGCUUAGACAAGAUCAAAUUGAAUGCUACUUCGAUUAACUAUAUAAGUAUAUAAAAACUUCAUACUGCGUCAAAACUUACACAAACUAAAUUUCAAUUAAAACGCAAUAAAAUAAUGAAACUAAGUACGAAGCAACGAA